Molecule: messenger RNA, 1401 nt
Organism: Glycine soja
Lineage: Eukaryota; Viridiplantae; Streptophyta; Magnoliopsida; Fabales; Fabaceae
Product: protein SRG1-like
Exons: 4
Coding region: 107-1177 (356 amino acids)
Source: RefSeq, a predicted model, not a curated record
ACCUAAUCAACACCAACUCAAUAAACUUAUAUAUUCAUUCCGAUAAAGUAAACGUAGAAGAAAACAUUUUAUCAUCUAAUAUGAAAUUGUGCUCUCAAUUGAAGCAAUGGAAGUAACAGCUGCUCCAGUGCCUUAUGUCCAAGAAAUUGCAAAGGAGGCAUUGACCAUAGUGCCUGAGCGUUAUGUUCGACCAGUUCAUGAACGUCCUAUAUUAUCUAACUCUACACCUUUACCUGAAAUUCCUGUCAUUGACUUGAGCAAAUUGUUGUCUCAAGACCACAAGGAGCAUGAACUCGACAGGCUUCACUAUGCAUGCAAAGAAUGGGGUUUCUUUCAGCUAAUUAAUCACGGAGUGGACUCUUCAUUGGUGGAAAAAGUGAAGAGAGGUGCUCAAGGAUUAUUCGAUCUUCCAAUGGAAGAGAAGAAAAAGUUUGGGCAGAGAGAAGGAGAAGCUGAGGGAUAUGGUCAACUCUUCGUGGUUUCAGAGGAACAGAAGUUAGAGUGGGCAGAUUUGUUUUUCAUGUUCACUUUGCCACCAAACAAGAGGAAACCCCACUUAUUCCCCAACCUUCCCCUGCCAUUCAGGGGUGAUUUAGACGCCUAUUGUGAAGAAUUAAGAAAACUUGCAAUCCAGAUCCUUGACCAGAUGGCCAAUUCUCUUGCAAUAGACCCAAUGGAAAUAAGAGAGUUAUUUGGUGAAGCAGAACAAUCAAUGAGGAUGAAUUAUUAUCCACCAUGUCCCCAACCAGAGCUUGUGAUGGGACUCAAUCCUCAUUCUGAUGGUGGAGGCCUCACCAUCCUUCUCCAAGCCAAUGAAGUGGAAGGUCUUCAAAUAAGAAAAGAUGGACUGUGGAUUCCAGUUAAACCCCUUCCCAAUGCUUUCAUCAUAAACCUUGGUGACAUGUUGGAGGUGAUGAGUAAUGGAAUCUACCAAAGCAUAGAGCACAGGGCAACAGUUAACUCAGAGAAAGAGAGACUUUCCAUAGCCACAUUUUAUAGCACUGCUAUAGAUGCAAUUAUAUGUCCAGCACCAAGCCUUGUAACUCCAAAAACACCAGCAAUGUUCAAACCAAUCAGCGCGGGAGAUUACUUCAAAGGAUACCUUGCACAAGAACUUCGCGGGAAAUCUUUCCUUGACACCAUAAGAAUUCAUGCUGAAAAUGAGAAUAGCUCUUAGAACUUCAAAAAUGGAUGGAAAACAUUAAAUUUUAAUGUACGACACAGGCUUCUGUAUUUGGCAAUGCAUUUACUUUUGCAGUGAAGCAUGUCAUUCCAACAGCUAUUGUAUGAGUAAAUUGAGGCCAUGUCCAAAAAUGAGAGGCUUUUAAACAAAGUUAAUAAAUCAUUAAUAAAGAUAAUUAUUAUAAAAAUUAUUAAGAUGGAAUGUGGAUUCCGGUUCAA